AUGAUUCCCUCAAAACUCACUCGCGCCGCACAUCGCGCCACCGCCGCCACUCCCUCCCCCGCCGGCUACGCAUGCCUCUCCUCCCGCACCCACCACCACCGGCGGUAUUCAUCUAGCAAGGCUUCCUCCGCCGACCGUGACAGUGCAAAGGCCGCCACUGCGGCUGCCAAACCCACCGUCGCCGCCGCGAAAGCCCAGCAAUCCUCAACACCAUCCGAGGCGAGCCAUGCUUCACGGAGCAGUAAGAGCAAGCCGCGACGAGAUUACCGCCGGCUCCAGACGGGCCUAGAGUCGAAGAAGAAUGGACAGUCCGACUCCCCACACGACCUUCGCGCCCUACCCAGCGCGCCAAGCGUCCAAAAUCUGAGUGAGACUGACCGCAGCCUUUCCAACUUCUUCUCCCUCCAUCGCCCAAUGUCCAUCAAUCCCAGCUUCCCUCCUACAUCCACCCCGGAAGCCUUUGGCAAAAUCUUCACCACGGAAAGCUCGCAAGACGCAUGGGCGAACGGAAAUUCGGCGGAGAGACGGCCGGAAGACGUAAUCUACACCCUGCACUCAACGUUCGAGACCAUCGAGAGCGGCGCCGGCCAGUCCCAAGACGAUGCCGUUCGAUACGAGAUUAUCCACGAAUCCCCUUCAAAUCAAUCCUCGCAAGUACACCACUUGGAUGGUCCGCCUCGGCUGAGAAGUCUGGAAGAGCUGGUGGCACAGUUCAAGCCUUUCCGUGCCCCGCCGCCUCCACAGCCGUUUCCCGAAUACGAGGGCAAGCAGAAAGGAAUGGACAAGAGGAGUGGUGCUUCGGGACACGCAGCGUCGAGACAUGCCAACCAACCGCGGCAAAAGACUUUCACCACCACCAUCACCGUGACCGAAUCCACCCACGCCGACGGGCAAAAGACCGCGUGCAGAGGCUACGGCAAGAAGGCAAUGUUCAAGCGAUGA
Molecule: messenger RNA, 942 nt
Organism: Neohortaea acidophila
Lineage: Eukaryota; Fungi; Ascomycota; Dothideomycetes; Mycosphaerellales; Teratosphaeriaceae
Exons: 3
Coding region: 1-942 (313 amino acids)
Source: RefSeq, a predicted model, not a curated record